This is a messenger RNA of Branchiostoma floridae (Florida lancelet), 5065 nucleotides long. Its product is annotated as ATP-dependent DNA helicase PIF1-like. Gene Ontology annotation, biological process: telomere maintenance; DNA repair. The transcript has 3 exons. Bases 1 to 2607 code for a protein of 868 amino acids. Gene Ontology annotation, molecular function: DNA helicase activity; ATP hydrolysis activity. NCBI's taxonomy places the organism in Eukaryota, Metazoa, Chordata, Leptocardii, Amphioxiformes, Branchiostomatidae. The record is from RefSeq and is a predicted model, not a curated record.
AUGGGAAAGCUGCUCAAAGAGGCUCAGAAAGAGGCAAGGGAAGGUAACGAAGAUGUGGUUACAGAAAUGAGAAAAGUUGGCAGUGCCUACCUUCACCAUAGGGAAUUGAAACCACCACAGUAUGCAAAGUAUGAAGAAUACUACUCUGAUGGGUUUGCUCCUUUGUCAGAGGAGAGAAUUAAUGUCAUUGUGCAUGGGAACAGGUGUAAAUUUGAGCAAAAUGUCGAGGAAAUUGAGCAGGCUCGUAAAGACGUGGAAGACGGUAAUCUAGAUGACGCUUGGGCCCAGAUCUUCCCCGAAGUGGAGCAAGAAAGACUCGAGUGCCUAGAUAAGAGGGGAGAAAACGAGGGGAAUGAUGAUGAUGAAGGCACUGAGGACGACAUUCCUGACCUAGCAACAACUGACAAAUCAAAAGAGAAAAGCUUUGCCAUAGAGGCCUGCCAGAAGCAGAUCUCAGAAGAAGCUGCGAUCCCCAUGAUGCAGUCACUCAACCCAAUGCAACAGAGGGUCUUCUAUUUUGUACGGAAGUGGUGUAUGGAGACUGCACAGGGAAAACGACCAGAUCCCUUUCAUAUUUUUGUAACGGGUGGUGCGGGGACUGGAAAGAGCCAUCUCAUCAAAUGCAUAUUCUAUGAGGCUACCAAGUUACUGCAACAGACACAAGAAAACCCUGAUAAUGUCUCUGUCCUUCUUACUGCACCCACAGGAACGGCUGCAUUCAACAUUGGGGGGAGCACGGUGCACCAUGCGUUCCAUCUGAUGCGUGUCUCGAAGACGUAUCAGCCGCUGUCUGAAAGUACCCUUAACACAUUGCGUGCGCAAUAUGAAAGCCUCAAAAUUGUGAUUGUAGAUGAAGUGUCGAUGAUUGACAAAAUGCUCAUGUCUUAUAUUCAUGGUAGGUUGAGUCAACUGAAACAGUCAAGGUCAAGUGCAAACUUUGGAAAUGUCAGCAUCUUGGCAGUAGGCGACAUGUAUCAGAUACCUCCAGUCAGGGGACAGAGUCUCUACAAGGGAACAGAUAUUAUUGACUUGUGGAAUCCAAUCUUUGAGGUUGUUGAACUUGAGGAAAUCAUGAGGCAGAAGGAUGAUGCUGCUUUUGCAAAGCUUUUGAAUAGAAUGAGAGUAAAGAAAAAAAAGGAGAAACUUUCAGAUGAAGAUGACAAAACUCUGUCGUCAAGGGUGCUGUGUCUUGACUUUGAAUCAGAUGAUUAUCCUAAAGAUGCACUUCACAUCUUUUCCACCAAGAAAGCUGUGGGAGACCAUAAUGACAAGAUGUUGAAUCUCAGGUGUUCAGAUAUUAGAUGUUUUGAAGCCUCUGAUUUUGUCAAAGAUCCCACCACAGGUUCGAUGAAAAAACGAGAUCUCGCUAAAGGGGGAAAAGAUGAUCUGCCCGAUAGGGUCCAAGUUGGGGUAGGCGCUCGUGUCAUGCUCUGUAGAAAUGUCAAUGUUAAGGACGGUCUUGUGAAUGGUGCAUUUGGAACAGUGACCGGUGUAACAGGUGGUCAGGAUUCAACUGUCUUUGUGCAGUUUGAUAACCCAAAGAUAGGUGCUCUUGAAAGGAAAAAAAGUGUGGUUCCUAGCAGUCUACCUGGCAAUUCAGUGCCGAUACGUCAGAUCGAGGACAACUUGAGUAACAAAAGUAAAGUUAAACGUUAUCAGAUUCCCCUCAAGCUAGCUUGGGCUUGUACGGUACACAAAGUACAGGGCAUGACUGUUCCCGAAGCGGUUGUCUCCAUGAAAAAAGUGUUUGCAUCAGGUAUGGCAUAUGUGGCGUUAAGCAGGGUAUGUUCCUUAAGUGGUCUCCACAUCACGGACUAUAAGCAGGAGUCAAUCUACUGUGAUGAGCAUGUAGAGAAAGCAGUCAAAGAGAUGAUGCACUUGCAGUUUAGAUCUGACCCGUUCAAAAAUGCCGAUGACAGGUCUGAAAGCAAUACGGUCUUGAAAAUUGUCCAUCACAAUACUCAAAAUCUAGUAAGUAACUUUGAAAGUCUAAAGUCUACCUGUCUGCUCAAAGCUGAUAUCAUAUGCUUGACCGAGACAUGGUUAUCGGAAGAUGUGCAGGAUUCUAAGGUGCAGCUAGAAAACUUUGAUGUGUUUCGCAAAGACAGAACACAUGUUUGUGAGGAAGAGUCUAUGACUAGAAGUUCACCACAUGGUGGAGUGGCAGUUUAUGUCCGUAAUGGAUACAGCUGUUAUGAAAUACCCAUUCCAGAUGACAUUAGCCUGGAAUGUGUGGUUAUGCUAAUGUCUGUGGAGGACAUAGAGAUUCUCAUUGUACCUGUUUACAGGCCACCUAGUGUGAAAAAAGACACAUUCAUAGUCAAUGUAGAGAAAUUGAUGCAGUACUUGUUGGCCACAGUGAAGCGAACAACCACAAUCUUUCUUGGGGACUUUAAUGAGAAUUUGUUAUCAGGUGAAGACAACAAAAAGAUACAGAAGUUCUUUGAGACAAACAAUUUCGAACAGUUGGUGGAAGAUCCUACAACCAUGAAAGGAACUCUUAUUGACCAUGUUUACAUUGCACCACCAUCAUCAAAUGUAAGCUGUGGGGUCAUACAGACAUUUUACAGUUACCAUGAUGCUGUGUAUUGUACGCUGUAUCGGUGAUGCUGCAAUAAGCCAUGAAAAAGGCAUUGGAUUAGAAAAAUUCCUUCCUUUGUGAUGUUGUGUAUCAUUAUAUACACCAGCUCUGGCCUUGCAUAGUCUGAUUGGUCGACCUCAUUGUUGACCAAACAUGGUAUGUGAGGGGGAGGGGUAAUGAAGUCGUGGACUCUUACCCGCUCCGCCCUUGCCAACCUCUUACCUCAUUGGUGGGUAAGGGGGCUCCUGGUAAAACAGGACCCCCCCUUACAAAUCAUUGGGGUUUGAUGUUGGUAAGGGGGUUCCUGGUAAUCAUCACCAGCUCUGGUCUUGGUAACCCUGUUUGAUCAAAGCUGAACAAACAGGGGAUGCGAGAGAGAGGGGUACUGAAGUCGUGGACUCUUACCCGCUCCGCCCUUGCCAACGACUCAUCUCAUUGGUGGGUAAGGGGCUCCUGGUAAAACAGGAACCCCCUUUACCAACCAUUGGGGUUUGAAUUGGUACGGGGGUUCCUGGUAUCAGAAAUCAUCGCCAGCUCUGGCCUUGCAUACUCUGAUUGGUCGACCUCAUUGUUGAACAAACAGGGUAUGCGAGGGGGAGGGGUACUGAAGUCGUGGACUCUUACCCGCUCCGCCCUUGCCAACCUCUUACCUCAUUGGUGGGUAAGGGGGCUCCUGGUAAAACAGGAACCCCCUUUACCAACUAUUGGGGUUUGGUGUUGGUAAGGGGGUUCCUGGUAUCAGAAAUCAUCGCCAGCUCUGGCCUUGCAUACUCUGAUUGGUCGACCUCAUUGUUGAACAAACAGGGUAUGCGAGGGGGAGGGGUACUGAAGUCGUGGACUCUUACCCGCUCCGCCCUUGCCAACCUCUUACCUCAUUGAUGGGUAAGGGGGCUCCUGCUAAAACAGGAACCCCCUUUACCAACUAUUGGGGUUUGGUGUUGGUAAGGGGGUUCCUGGUGUUACAGACUAACGAAGGAAGGAAAGAGAACUCCCCUGUGAUUGGGUUCGAAGAAGGAAAAAGAUGUCCCCCUGUGAUAGGGGUUGAGGAAAGAAAACUUUCCCUUUUUGUUGGGUUAGAUGAGGAAAAAGAGGAAAAAAUGUAAAUCAAAUGCACAACAAUUUCUAUAAGCACAUUUGACAAUAAGCUUAUCUAUUUUUUUCUUUUCCUUUAGGAGACCAUUCCUCUGGACAUUGGAAAAAGAGGAAGGAACAGAACUCUUCCCUGUGAUUAGGGUAGAGAAAAGGCAGUGAGCUCCCCCGUGAUUGGGGGAGAGGAAGGAAACAGAACUCUUCCCUGUGAUUAGGGUAGAGAAAAGGCAAUGAGCUACCCCGUGAUUGGGGUAGAAAAAGGAAACUGCUCCCCGUGCUUGGGGUAGGGGAAGGAAUUUGAAACAGAAGUCUUUCCCUAGAGAAAAGGCAAAGAGCUUCCCCUUGAUUGAGGUAGAAAGGAACAAGAGGUACCCUUGAUUCGGGUAGAGGAAAGAAAAAUAGCUCUCCCCGUGAUUGGGGUUGAGGAAGGAGAAAGGGCUCUCCCCUGUGAGUGGGGCUGAGGAAGAGAAAUAAUGAGAGAAAAAUCUGUUAAAUGGAAUGCACAAUUGUAGCAAUAAGCCAAUUAUCUAAUCUCUAUCUGUGGUCAUUUUAUUAUAAUUUUUCCUAAUAUUAUAUUAUAUAUGUUCUGUUUUGUAAUGUUGUAUGUGUGCACAUUAUCAGUAACUAUGUAGCGUUUUUAAGACUUAUGUUCACCAUCACAAACAUUGUUUUGAUAUGGGUUCUAGAUGUAUAGUUUUGAAGUUUGAUUGAUGUUUUGUCAAAUUUUAAUUACUAUUCUAUUAACAUAUAUUAUGUUUACCUUUGUUUUUAACUUUUAUUUUUCCCUCACCGGGAUGCCCAAACAUUGGCUCCCGAUCCUUCCGCCUUGUCGUGGUGUGAGGGCCCGAAUGUACCAAUUUCCUGGGGUAGGUGCAUCACUCCUACUCUGUAACCUCGAAUGAGGGGUUGGAAAUUGGAAGUCGCUAAAGGGAGGAUCACGAGUCUAGCCUAUCAAGGCCCUGCUAGCCAUAGGUUUGGACUUUUUAUAUCUUGAAAGCACUUUGCAUAUAGUUCAUUGCACAGCUGUAUUAUUGUCAGUGAUCAAUUUUUUUUCCUUUCCUUUUCAAGCGUCAAGCAGUCAAAAGAUCAUGCUGGAACACAUAGCAGAUGGGACCCAACUAGAGAAAGAAAAGCCGCACUGGGCCUAGGGAAGAACCAGUCAAACCUGAUCUCAGCCAGCUGCAGAAGGACAUGGCAGAUAGCAGCCAGCUUUGCAAAGUUUUGAAGAAGUUGUUUAAGUUUCAAGUAAAGAUUUAAAGUGUAUAUUAUUUCAUCUUGCAUCAUUUUUUCGAUUCUCUUUGUAUUUGCAUUUUUGUAUUUAUAACAGGUAACAAAAUUGCAAGACAAGUACAAGGUUUCAAAAAUUGUUUAAUUAAAGCUGUCAAGAAGAUUCAA